Cryptococcus wingfieldii CBS 7118 is the source of this 318-nucleotide messenger RNA. RefSeq names its product thioredoxin. Gene Ontology annotation, molecular function: protein-disulfide reductase activity. The record is from RefSeq and is a predicted model, not a curated record. Lineage: Eukaryota; Fungi; Basidiomycota; Tremellomycetes; Tremellales; Cryptococcaceae. The transcript has 4 exons. The coding region runs from base 1 to 318 and encodes 105 amino acids.
AUGGUGAACAAAUUCGAAUCUUACGACCAGUACAAGCUCCUUAUCACCGGCUCGGACGUAGUCCUCAUCGACUUCUCGGCUACUUGGUGUGGCCCAUGCAAAACUAUCUCCCCAAUCUUCGAGUCGCUCGAAAGCAAACACCCUCAUGUGAAAUUCUACAACGUCGACGUCGACGAGCAGCCUGAGAUCGCAUCGGAUGUCGGGAUCCGCGUUAUGCCUACAUUCAUUGCUUUCAAGGACGGCAAGAAGCUCGACAAUCUUGUUGGUGCUAACCCUCAGGGCCUUGUAGAGCUGCUUGCCACGGUGUCAAGGGCUUGA